AUGCCCUCACCUCAAAAUGUGCGCCGGUUGGUGCUAACUGCUGCUGUGACCUCAAUCACAAUAGCAGGCAGCUUGUACGGAGCGGGAAUAAAGACCCAGGAGGAGAUUUCGGAGAAUACCAAAAAGCGUCAGGAAGCAACAUUUGAUGAGCAAAUGGGCGCUCUUCAAGGCAUGCGCUCAAACUUGAUGGCCCGAAAAGGAAUAUUACAAACCCAAAUUCAAGAGCUGGAUACGAGGAUUCAAGAAAGGAAAGAAAAAAGUGCGGCCUCUAGUGACAAAGAGAGACCACAAGAUGGUCGGUAA
Messenger RNA from Penicillium malachiteum, 303 nucleotides. RefSeq lists its product as uncharacterized. The transcript has 2 exons. The record is from RefSeq and is a predicted model, not a curated record. NCBI's taxonomy places the organism in Eukaryota, Fungi, Ascomycota, Eurotiomycetes, Eurotiales, Aspergillaceae. Bases 1 to 303 code for a protein of 100 amino acids.